GGUUUGUGGCCGCGCGGGCAUCGUCUUAGGGGCCCUACAGCACCAGCCAGCCUUAUCGUUUUUCUCCGGAUUUCUUUCGUUGGGUUUUUUGUUGCUUGUCGCUCUUUCGUGCUGCAGAAAAUGUCUGCAACGCAGUUACUCAAUCCCAAGGCCGAGUCGAGGCGGAGAGCGGAGGCCUUGAAGGUCAACAUCAGCGCCGGUGAGGGUCUUCAGGAUGUCUUGAAGUCCAACUUGGGUCCCUCGGGUACCCUGAAGAUGUUGGUGGAUGGUGCAGGCGGAAUCAAGUUGACUAAAGAUGGAAAUGUUCUGCUGCGUGAGAUGCAAAUCCAAAACCCCACGGCUGUUAUGAUUGCCCGGGCUGCAACGGCACAGGAUGAUAUUACCGGUGAUGGAACGACAUCUGUCGUCCUGUUGGUGGGUGAGCUUCUGAAGCAGGCAAAUCGACACAUCUCCGAGGGUCUGCACCCUCGUGUUAUCACGGAUGGUUAUGAGAUUGCGAAGAACGAGUCUCUGAAGUUCCUCGAGCAAUUCAAGCUUGAACGGACAGUCGACCGUGAACUCCUCCUUUCCGUCGCGCGGACGUCGCUCAGCACGAAGUUGAACAGCGCUCUGGCCGAGAAGCUUACGCCUGAUAUCGUCGACGCCGUCCUUGCCAUCCACAGAGCUCCCGAGAAGCCCGAUCUACACAUGAUUGAGAUCAUGACCAUGCAACAUCGCACGUCCUCUGACACCAGACUGAUCCGUGGUCUUGCUCUUGACCACGGUGCCAGACACCCCGACAUGCCCAAGCGUGUGGAGAACGCGUUCAUCCUGACCCUGAACGUGAGUCUGGAAUACGAAAAGUCUGAGAUCAACUCUGGCUUCUACUACUCUUCUGCCGAACAGAGGGAUAAGUUGGUGGAGAGUGAACGCAAGUUCGUCGAUGCUAAGCUGAAGAAGAUCGUGGAGCUCAAGCAACAAGUCUGCGGUACCGACCCCAACAAGAGCUUCGUUGUUAUUAACCAGAAGGGUAUUGACCCCCUGAGCUUGGAUGUUCUUGUCAAGAAUGGCAUUCUCGCUCUCCGGAGAGCUAAGCGGAGGAACAUGGAGCGUCUUCAACUUAUCUGCGGUGGUACUGCACAGAACAGUGUUGAGGACUUGACCCCCGAUGUUCUUGGAUGGGCUGGCUUGGUUUACGAGCACCAGCUCGGCGAGGAGAAGUUCACUUUCGUUGAGGAAGUCAAGGACCCCAAGUCCGUCACUAUCCUCAUCAAGGGACCCAACCAGCACACCAUCGCACAGGUGAAGGAUGCCGUUCGCGACGGUCUGCGGUCCGUCUACAACACCAUCGUCGACAACUGUGUCAUCCCCGGUGCUGGUAGCUUCCAGGUGGCCUGUGCAGCACACCUCACUUCCGAGGCCUUCCGCAAGACUGUCAAGGGCAAGGCCAAGUGGGGUGUUCAGGCUUUCGCCGACGCCCUUCUCAUCAUCCCCAAGACCCUCGCGGCCAACUCUGGCCAUGAUGUCCAGGACUCAUUGGCGGCUCUGCAAGACGAGCAGUCGAACGGCAACACCGUCGGUCUGGACCUGACCACUGGUGAGCCGAUGGACCCCAUCCAGGAAGGUGUCUUCGACUCUUUCCGUGUGCUACGUAACUGCGUCGCUUCAAGCACGGGUAUUGCCUCGAACCUCCUGCUCUGCGAUGAGCUGCUCAAGGCCAGACAAAUGGGCCGACAGGGAGGACCUGGCGGUAUGGAUGAGUAAUGUGAUGGCUACGUCUAAGGCGAGUUAUUGUAAAGCGAGAACAUCAGGUUCUUCCAUAUUCGGAAUGCCGGUAUAGAAAAAUAUCCUACGUCGAAAAUUGUACUUCACAUACUUACGUAUCCUAAUCGAUUUUAAUCCAUGAGGGAAUUAAUCGUGUUUCAAA
Molecule: messenger RNA, 1906 nt
Organism: Aspergillus piperis CBS 112811
Lineage: Eukaryota; Fungi; Ascomycota; Eurotiomycetes; Eurotiales; Aspergillaceae
Product: chaperonin-containing T-complex subunit CCT6
Exons: 7
Coding region: 121-1743 (540 amino acids)
Biological process (GO): protein folding
Cellular component (GO): chaperonin-containing T-complex
Molecular function (GO): ATP-dependent protein folding chaperone; ATP binding; ATP hydrolysis activity
Source: RefSeq, a predicted model, not a curated record